AUGAGGCUGGCCAUAUUUUUGUCCACUUUAUUAAGCUUUUUGGUUGAGCUUAAAAAUGCUGCCCCAAGUAAUCCGCCCCGACCGACAAUCAGCCUUGACUAUGCCCAAUAUCAAGGGACGAGACUCCCGGGUGGAGUAGAUCAAUAUCUGGGCAUGCGAUAUGCAGCGCCACCGCUAGGAGGACUUCGCUUCCGGGCCCCUCGAGAGCCCGUUCGAGCGUCUUCCGUCCAGGAUGCAUCGGUGUUUGGCCCAGUAUGUGUAGGUACCGGCCAGAAUGUCACUGAAGCCACAGCCGAAGAUUGUCUCUUCAUCAAUGUUUUUACCCCAUCCAAUGCCACACCAGCAUCCGACCUCCCUGUCUGGGUGUAUAUCCAAGGCGGUGCAUAUGCGACAAAUUCAAAUGCAAACUACAAUGGUACCCAGGUGAUCCAGGAAUCCGGGCAUGGAAUUAUACUGGUCAAUUUCAAUUAUCGUGUGGGAGCAUUGGGCUUUCUAGCUGGUCAAAAGGUCCAGCAAGACGGUGAUCUCAAUGUCGGCUUGCUUGAUCAGCGGAAAGCCCUACAAUGGGUGAAGAAGUACAUUAAUCUGUUUGGCGGUAAUCCAAAUCAUGUUGUCAUUCAUGGUGCGUCGGCCGGCGCUGGCUCGGUGGCCUACCAUCUUGCAGCAUACGGGGGCCGCAAUGAUGGUCUUUUCGUUGGGGCAGUGGCUGAGAGUCCGUUCUGGCCUGCUCAAAGGAAUAAGUCUGAAUCCGAGACACAGUGCAGUCAAUUCAUGGAGGCUGUCGGAUGCUCGACGAUGUCGUGUUUGCGAUCUGCCAACAUCACCGCCAUUCAGAAAGCACAGGCUACUUCACCAGAUCCAACGGAUCCCACACGUACAACGCCCUCCUUCUGGGAGUUCGUCCCAGUUGUCGACGGGACUCUUAUCCAGGACCGUCUAUAUCCACUAUUUGCACAGGGAAAAUUCAUCCGUGUUCCUUUGAUUGUUGGCGGAGACACCAACGAAGGCUCCUACUUCGCAUACAAUGCCACGAGGCCGGCCGAUAUAUCCGCGUUCCUGACUAGUCUCUACCCUAGUCUAAGCUCAAACCAACUACAGUCGAUCAACCGCGCCUAUCAGGGAAUGGAGUCCGUUCCGCUACAUGCAGAAUACUUCCCUGCCGCUUCCGCCGCGUUUGGAGAUGCCGUCUUCACCUGUCCAGGCAUACAUAUGAGCACUCGAGUGGCAGGAUCCUACCCGGUGGGUGGUGAAAAGGUUUGGAGCUAUCGAUAUAAUGUCCAGGAUCCCGAAACGCUUAAAAAGGGGCUGGGAGUCCCCCAUACCUUCGAGACGGAGGCCAUUUUCGGACCGGACUACGGAGGCGGACUUAGCAGCAGCAUUACCAAUAUCAACGCUGGAAUUGUUCCUGUUGUCAUGAAUUAUUAUAUCAGUUUUGUGAAGACGUUGGAUCCUAACAGUUUCAGAGCAGAAGGUACAUCUUACUGGAUGCCAUGGGGGACAGGAGAGAGGCUGAAGAUACAGACAAAUCAGACGGCAAUGGAGGUCAUUCCAGGAACUCAACAAGAUCGGUGUGUACUAUGGGAAAUGUUGGCUCCUGUCAUGGACGUUUAG
This is a messenger RNA of Aspergillus pseudonomiae, 1611 nucleotides long. Its product is annotated as putative carboxylesterase. Lineage: Eukaryota; Fungi; Ascomycota; Eurotiomycetes; Eurotiales; Aspergillaceae. The transcript is spliced from 3 exons. Gene Ontology annotation, molecular function: carboxylic ester hydrolase activity. The coding region runs from base 1 to 1611 and encodes 536 amino acids. The record is from RefSeq and is a predicted model, not a curated record.